Nematostella vectensis (starlet sea anemone) is the source of this 1956-nucleotide messenger RNA. RefSeq lists its product as uncharacterized. The coding region runs from base 1 to 642 and encodes 213 amino acids. Lineage: Eukaryota; Metazoa; Cnidaria; Anthozoa; Actiniaria; Edwardsiidae. Gene Ontology annotation, cellular component: extracellular region. The transcript has 3 exons. The record is from RefSeq and is a predicted model, not a curated record.
AUGGCUGACUGGUGGAGUAGUUUUGACAGGAACAAUCGUUGGAACACAUGUCCGAAUGGUUACUUCCUCCAGGGAUUGGACCGAAACGACGGCCAGAGCCUGGAUAACAUCGAGGUCGGCAAGUGUUGCAAGCCCGCCAACCACCCUCACUGGUACGGACACUGUUAUGAUCAAGACGUGCGGGCCAGCUUCGACAAGGAGGGCACCAGCAAAUGUAGGGAUGGCUAUUUCAUGACUGGAUUAUACCGAGGCAAUUGCGAUGAGAUCUAUUGCAUUGAAAUGUUCAAGUGUUGUAAAAUGGUUCCAACACCCCCAAAGAUGCAAUCCUUGGAUGAUGUCAAGACCCGUAUUAUGGAUGAGACCAUGGCAGAGUUGGCAUUACUUGCUCACUAUCUUGGCUACGGAUGGUGCGCGAGCUGCCGCGCCCAGUUCGUAGGAGAGGACUUUAGACGAAACGGGGACAGCUGGGAAGCGGACAGGAAAGGCCCGUGCAAUGGCUACAUGAAUCAUCACAGGCUCAAGAGACUUCAGAGACUUCAAGUUUGGCGUCAAGAACACCGUCUACGGAAAACCAGUUAUUCAGACAUUGAAACCUCAGUCGUACAUAUCUGGAAGCGAAAGAUAAUGAAGAUCAUGAAGUGACACGCACGGUUUCUGAGCAAGUGGAAAGCACACGUACCGUCACCCACGAGACAACCAGCUCGUGGAAAAAGACACUUGGAGUCGGUAUCGAGUUGAGCUACACGCACCCCUCCCGAUGCAACAGGAGGGGUGGGAGUAAAAGCGUCGUACAAUUUCAACUACGAGAAGUCGUCCACCCAGACGGACAGCACUGCAAAUACGCAGAAGUACACAAGCACAGUCACAUCGACAAAGAGGCUCCAACCCUUCACAGCUGCUCAGUAUCGUAUUAUGCUGACAAAGACGAGAACCACCGUACUGUACACCGCAACCAUUAUCGUGCACUUCUCUGCAGAGCUAGACGGAUUCUUGAGGUGGGGAGGAGGAAAAGACGGAGACUCUACCAACUACCAUUACAAGUAAGUCGUGGCUACCAUUACCAAUAAGACUUAAAUACCAUUACUAGCAUAUCAUAGCUUACAUCACCAGUAAGUCUAGGCUACCAUUAACCAGUAAGUCGUGACUACCAUUACCAGCAUGUCACAGCUACCAUUUCCAGGAAGUCGUGACUACCACUACCAGUAAACUAUAACCUAUUACCAGUAAGACUACCAUCGCCACUAGUAUUUCUAAUACAAAACUUUCUCUUUCUCAAGGCACCGCGGCUCAAAUAGAAGACCAACCUUCAAGUACAAAUUCGGCGACUCGUCAACUCCGUUCUACAGCGCCCUGAAGAAACGAAGUGACCGAAGUAUGCGACCAUGGGAAUGGCAUGAGAUGAAAGCGAGAUAUUCCCAUGCACAAACCCUGAUCAAUGCUCUCGCCGACGAGAGCAAGUAUGAAUUUACCUUGACUGGGCAAUUUGAGGACGUGAUUGGCCACCAUGUAGAUAUACAUUGGAGUACCACAUCGCUAAAAGUACCGCGUGGACUCGAGAGAACCUUCGCUGAGACGCAUUUCCCAAAGAUCAAAGGCAUUUCCCCCAAACAUGUCUUCCCCAAGCCACCAGCGGGUCAUCUCUCGAUGUCCAAACCUCACACUCUCCUGCUGCUUCCUAAUAUCAAUUACGAUGCCCCGGAUAACAACGUACAUGGGAACACGACCGAUCCACCGAGAAUGUUUCCCAAGCCUCCAAAAGUGGACAUCUCCAUAAAAGAACCACAAAAAAUCCCGCAUGUUCCCAACGUGGAUAACGAAAGCGAGCUUACUGAGUGAGAAGUACACGCACACGACAAUGACGACUGGACGCCAAUGAGGACUGGACGCCAACUUGGUGUGUAAGGGAAGAAUAUAAAAGGGCAGCAUUUGACAAUAAAACGAGCAUUUAAAAAAAAA